Messenger RNA from Pipra filicauda (Wire-tailed manakin), 1976 nucleotides. It is a transcript of the gene SCARA3, whose product is annotated as scavenger receptor class A member 3. The record is from RefSeq and is a predicted model, not a curated record. Lineage: Eukaryota; Metazoa; Chordata; Aves; Passeriformes; Pipridae. The transcript has 8 exons. Bases 77 to 1957 code for a protein of 626 amino acids.
UUUUUUUUGGCGGCCGGUGUCCAGCGCGCGCCAUUCCCGGUGUCCCGUCCCCCCCGUUCCCGGAUGGGCGCCGGGGAUGCUCCAGCGCUGGGGGGGCUCCGGGAGGCUCCCGGGAAAGUUUUGGGAGCGCGGGGAAAGCGCCGGGAAGCGGCUCCGGCUGGAUCCGGAGCCUGAGGAUCUCCGGGAAGAGGCGGAUGCGGGAAAAGGGGCCAUGAGAGGACACGACCCGGCGGGAGGCGAGCGCGAGGAGAUGGCGAUGGUGGAUUCCACCUCCAGCCGCGGAUCCGGGGGAAGGGCCCGGAGCAGCUGCCGGAGGAGGCUGUCGCUGUCCCCGUCCCCGUCCCCGUCCCUGCGGAGCGCCCUGCGCGGACUCUACGCCCUGGCCCUGCUCCUGUCGCUCGCCGUGGCCGUGCUGGGAGCGCUGGCGUUCCGGAGGGUGGAUUCCAUCUCCAGCCGGAUCAGCUCGGCCCAGACCUUCUACGAGGAGAAGCUUCUCUCCAUCCAGGAGGAUCUCCAGGGCUUGGGAGAGAAGAGCUCCGGGAACGUCUCCGUGUGCCAGGACAGGGAGCAGCUGGGCCGGGAGCUCUCCCAGCUGCGGGCGGAGCUGGAGCAGCUCCAGCGGACGCUGCAGGGGCAGGAGGCGCAGCUGGAGCGAACCUCCCGGCGCCAUUCCCGGCUCUCGGCGGCGGGCGCGGGGCUCGGGGCGCGGCUGGAGAGCAGCGCGGGCUCGGUGCGGGGGCUGGCGCGGGGCGCGGAGCGGCUGCUGGCCCGGGCCGGGCGGUGCCGGGACGAGGCGUCCCGGCUGGACGCGGAGGUGCGGGGGCUGUCCCGGGACGGCUCCGGGCUGGAAGUGGCGCUGGAGCGGCUGAAUUCCAGCGCGGAGCGGGGCCGGGAGAGGCUGCGGGAGCUGCGGGGCGAGCGGCGGCGGGAGCUGGGGGAGCUGCGGGACGGGCGGGAGCGCGCCCGGGAGCUGCUCGGGAGCGCGCAGGGCGCGGCGGGGGCGGCGGCGCGCAGGGAGGGCGGGAAUUCCCGCGGGCUGCAGGAGCUGGCGAUGCGCGCCGCCGAGCUGCAGGAGCGCCUGGACAGCGCCAGCGCCGAGCUGGAGGAGCAGCGGGACAACCUCGGAGACGCCCGGUACCACGGGGGCCACGCCCAGAACCGCACGGCCGACGGGUUCCGGGCGCUGGAGGGGCUCCUGGAAUCCCACGGGGAGGAGAUCGGGACCAUCUCGGCCAACCUGGCGGCCACGGGCGGGCACGUGCUGGCCAUGCUGCGCUACCUGGGCUCCGUGCGGGAAUCCUGCGCCCGCCGCCUGCGCGCCCACGCCCGCGACAUCCUGCGGCUCAACGGGUCCCUGGCGGCGCUCCAGGGGUCCGCCGGGAUCCUGCGGGAGCGCUUCGGGAUCCUCGGGGCCCGCCUGGACGUCGGGGUCCGGAACCUGUCCCUGCUGCUCGAGGAGAUGAGGGCGGUGGACGCGCGGCACGGGGACGCGCUGCGGGACAUCACCCUGCUCCGAGGCAUUCCGGGUCUCCCAGGCCCCCGUGGCCUCAAGGGGGACGUUGGAUCCAGCGGCCCCCCGGGAAUGGGGGGACAGAAGGGUGACAUCGGGAUCCUGGGAUCGCCGGGACCCCCCGGAGCUCUGGGACCCCCAGGACCCGCCGGCCCCCAGGGGGAACGGGGACCUCUGGGAACGAGAGGAUUCCCGGGGCUCAAGGGCUCCAAGGGCAGCUUUGGACUCUCGGGAUCCCGGGGCCAGGGCGGGUCCGAGGGGGAUCCCGGACCCCCGGGGCCGGAGGGGGAACCGGGAAAGGCGGGACCCCCCGGCCCACAGGGAACACCGGGAAUGCCUGGGACCCCCGGGGCCACGGGACGGGCAGGGCCCGAGGGACCCAAGGGAGAGCCCGGCAUGAGGGGACCCCCGGGACCACCGGGACCACCCGGACCCCCGGGACAGUGACUGGGACAGGGGGGCCCCA